AUGGUGAAUGUUAUCCGUAAAUUUCUGUCCGCAAAAAAAUGUUUUCGGACGCUAAAAAAAUUUUUUGUCCGCAAAAAUUUUUUUCUGUCCGCAAACCCCCCUUUUUUUGUCCGCAAAAAAUUUUUCUGUCCGCAAAAAAUUUUUUGUCCGAAACCCCCCCAUUUUCUACCAUUUCUUACCUAUAAUUUACCUAGAUAUGUAUUUGACAUCAAAUGUGAAAUAAAAAUUCUUGAUUAUGAUGGAGGUUUAUGGGAUGCAUCUGUUUUGGCUGUUUCUUGUGCCAUAACACAUUUUAAAAGAAGUGAUGUUAGUUAUAAUUCUAUAACUAAAAAGCUUAUUGUGCAUUCAAAUGAUAAACCACCAAUUCCUUUAACUGUUUAUUACAAGCCGGUAACUACUACAUUUGGAUUUAUUAAUGGAAUUGAGGACCCAAUAAUAGACCCAACAAUGGAAGAAUCUCUUUUAGUAGACGGAUUUUUAAUUAUUGGGGCUAAUCAUCGUGACGAAAUUUGUUUAAUUAGUCAAAGUGGAAAUUUGAAUGCAAAUCAAAAAUCGAUCGAAAAAUGUUGUGAAAUUGCUUUAAAAAAUGUUAAAGAAUUAAUUGGGUAUAUUAACACAAUUAAAAUUAAAUAA
Messenger RNA from Meloidogyne enterolobii, 633 nucleotides. The record is from the annotation of a GenBank genome assembly. Lineage: Eukaryota; Metazoa; Nematoda; Chromadorea; Rhabditida; Meloidogynidae.